CAGGUGAUGUCCACGGGGCACUUUUCAACUGUUUGAUUUGCGGAGACAGGUUUUCAACUGCAAACACCUUUGCUGAGCACUGCUUGAAAGCGCAUGCCAAAGAGGGAUUAAACACUGAGGAGAAAUGUAACAUUGGAAAUGGAGAGGACAUACACGCUGAAGGGAAAUUACAGACUUGGCAGAAAUUAUACAAUGGUGAGGAAUUACACACUGGAGAGAAAUUACACUUUCAAGAGAAAUUACCCACUGGAGAUGUAUUACACACUGGGGAGAAGCUAUAUUCUGUUGAGAAAUUACACACUGGUGAGGAAUUACACGCUGGAGAAAAUUCAUAUACUGGUCAGGAAUUGCACACUGAAGAGAAAUUUCACACUGGAGAAAAGUUAUAUACUGGUGAGGAAUUGCACACUGGAGAGAAAUUACACACUGGAGAAAAAUUAUAUACUGGUGGGAAAUUGCACAAUGGAGACACUUUAAUUAGUAGUACUAGUGAAACUGUUGAUAGAAGUGAACGAAUUAUUUCAAAACCAUAUAAGUGUAGCAUUUGUGUGGAAAGCUAUUGGGCUGAAUUGAGCAACCUUCAGCGUCAUAUGAAAUUGACACAUGGAACAAGUUUUGAGAGUGGAACACAAUUUGAUGAUAGUGACACACAAGUUAAUGAUAGUGACACACAAGUUAAUAAUAGUGACACACAAUUUAAGGUUGUUCAAGAUGAUUUAAAGCCUAAUUCAUUAAUCCAAGAAGAAGAUAAAGUUGAAGUUAAUGAAGAGAAAACCAAGAAAAGCAUUAAUACAAGACCCAAAAAUCAUUGUUGUGAUAUAUGUCAAAAGAUGUUUUACGAUAAAAAAGAUGUUAUAAAUCAUAUGCGAAUUCAUACAGGCGAAAAACCUUUUAAGUGUGAAAUAUGUGAGAUGUGUUUCUCACAAAAAUGUACCCUUCGAUUGCAUAUGAGGAGAAAACAUAAUAUGAUACAAGAAGAUUAUAAACCUAAGAGAAUACAACCUCCUUUCUGUGAGCUAUGUAAAAGGAGCUUUACACAUUUACAAUCAUUCCGGAAUCAUAUGUUGAAGAAACAUAAAAUUUUGAUUCCAAAAAAACGUGGAGCGGUUGUUGAAGAGAGUAAACAUAAAGAUAUUCAAGAUGGCUUAAAUCCUAGUCCACUAAUUCAAAAAGAACACACAGCUGAGGUUAAAGAGAAGACCAAGAAAUCUACCAAAUCCAAAAAGCAUUGUUGUGAUAUAUGUCAGAAGAUGUUUUAUGAAAAGAAAGAUGUUAUAAAUCAUAUGCGAAUCCAUACAGGCGAAAAACCUUUUAAAUGUGAAUUAUGUGAGAUGAGUUUCUCACAAAAAAGUACUGUUCGAUGGCAUACGAGGAAUACACAUAAGGUGAUACAAGAAGAUUAUAAACCUAAGAGAAUACAACCUCCUUUCUGUGAGCUAUGUAAAAGGAGCUUUACACAUUUACAAUCAUUCCGGAAUCAUAUGUUGAAGAAACAUAAAAUUUUGAUUCCAAAAAAACGUGGAGCGGUUGUUGAAGAGAGUAAACAUAAAGAUAUUCAAGAUGGCUUAAAUCCUAGUCAAAUCCUAAUUCAAAAAGAACACACAGCUGAGGUUAAAGAGAAGACCAAGAAAUCUACCAAAUCCAAAAAGCAUUGUUGUGAUAUAUGUCAGAAGAUGUUUUAUGAAAAGAAAGAUGUUAUAAAUCAUAUGCGAAUCCAUACAGGCGAAAAACCUUUUAAAUGUGAAUUAUGUGAGAUGAGUUUCUCACAAAAAAGUACUGUUCGAUGGCAUACGAGGAAUACACAUAAGGUGAUACAAGAAGAUUAUAAACCUAAGAGAAUACAACUCCCUUUCUGUGAGCAAUGUAAAAGAAGCUUUACACAUUUACAAUCAUUCCGGAAUCAUAUGUUGAAGAAACAUAAAAUAUUGAUUCCAAAAAAACGUGGAGCGGUUGUUGAAGAGAGUAAACAUAAAGAUAUUCAAGAUGGCUUAAAUCCUAGUCCACUAAUUCAAAAAGAACACACAGCUGAGGUUAAAGAGAAGACCAAGAAAUCUACCAAAUCCAAAAAGCAUUGUUGUGAUAUAUGUCAGAAGAUGUUUUAUGAAAAGAAAGAUGUUAUAAAUCAUAUGCGAAUCCAUACAGGCGAAAAACCUUUUAAAUGUGAAUUAUGUGAGAUGAGUUUCUCACGAAAAUGUACCGUUCGAUGGCAUACGAAGAAUACACAUAAGGUGAUACAAGAAGAUUAUAAACCUAAGAAAAACAGCUCAAUACAUGAAGAAUGUUCAAAUGAGGCAACAGAAAGUUUCCAAAAGGCAACAGAAAAAUCAAAUGAGCCAAUAGAGAUUUCAGAUGAGGCAACAGAAAGUUCAAACAAACCAGUGGAAAGUUCAAAUAAGGCAACAGAAGGUUCUAACAAACCAAUGAAAAGUUCAAAUAAGGCAACAGAAGGUUCUAACAAACCAAUGGAAAGUUCAAAUAAGGCAACAGAAGGUUCAAACAAACCAAUGGAAAGUUCAAAUAAGGCAACAGAAGGUUCAAACAAACCAAUGGAAAGUUCAAAUAAGGCAACAGAAGGUUCAAACAAACCAAUGGAAAGUUCAAAUAAGGCAACAGAAGGUUCUAACAAACCAAUGGAAAGUUCAAAUAAGGCAACAGAAGGUUCUAACAAACCAAUGGAAAGUUCAAAUAAGGCAACAGAAGGUUCAAACAAACCAAUGGAAAGCUCAAAUAAGGCAACAGAAGGUUCAAACAAACCAAUGGAAAGUUCAAAUAAGGCAACAGAAGGUUCUAACAAACCAAUGGAAAGUUCAAAUAAGGCAACAGAAGGUUCUAACAAACUAAUGGAAAGUUCAAAUAAGGCAACAGAAGGUUCUAACAAACCAAUGGAAAGUUCAAAUAAGGCAACAGAAGGUUCAAACAAACCAAUGGAAAGUUCAAAUAAGGCAACAGAAAGACUGAAUAGGACAAUUGAAUGUUCAAAUGAGCCAUUAGAAAAUUCAAAUGAAACCUACUCCAAAAAGCAUAGCUGUGAUAUAUGUCAGAAAGUGUUUCAUUGUAAGAUUGCUGUUAUAAAUCAUAUGCGAACCCACACUGGUGAAAAACCUUUUAAGUGUGAGAUAUGUAAGAUGUGUUUUUCACAAAAAUGUACAGUUCGAUGGCAUAUGAGGAGGACACAUAAUAUGAUACAAGAAGACUAUAAACCUAGAAGGAAAUACUUCAUUAGUAAAAAGGAGAAGAGUAAGAAUCCUACCAAUCCUACCAAACCAAAAAAGCAUAGUUGUGAUAUAUGUCAGAAGAUGUUUCAUGAAAAGAAAGGUGUUGAAAAUCAUAAGCGAAUCCAUACAGGCGAAAAACCUUUUAAAUGUGAAUUAUGUGAGAUGUGUUUCUCACAAAAAGGUACCGUUCGAUGGCAUAUGAGGAAUACACAUAAGGUGAUACAAGAAGACUAUAAACCUAGAAGGAAACACUUCUUUAGUAAAAAGGAGAAGAGUAAGAAGAGUAAGAAGCCUACCAAACCCAAAAAUCAUUGUUGUGAUAUCUGUCAAAAUAUGUUUUACCAGAAGAAAGAUGUUAUAAAUCAUAUGCGAACCCACACUGGUGAAAAACCUUUUAAGUGUGAGUUAUGUAAGAUGUGUUUUUCACAAAAAAGUGCAGUUCGAUGUCAUAUGAGGAGGACACAUAAUAUGAUACAAGAAGACUAUAAACCUAGAAGGAAACACUUCUUUAGUAAAAAGGAGAAGAGUAAGAAGCCUACCAAACCCAAAAAUCAUUGUUGUGAUAUCUGUCAAAAGAUGUUUUACCGGAAGAAAGAUGUUGUAAAUCAUAUGCGAAUCCAUACCGGGGAAAAACCAUUUAUGUGUGAAAUAUGCGCACGGCGUUUCUCACAGGAAAGUAACCUUCGAUUACAUAUGAGAAGAACACAUAAUAUGAUACAAAAAGGUUAUAAGCCUCGAGUGAGCCUAAAAAAUCUGAUACAUGGAGAAAGUUCAAAUGAGCCAAUAGAAAGUUUACCCAAGGCAACAAAAAGUUCAAAUGAUUCACCAGAAAGAUCAAAUGAGGCAAUAGAAAGUUCAACAAAGGCAACAGGAAGUUCACAUAAGGUAACAGAAAGUUCAAGUGAGGCAAAAGAAAGUUCAACAAAGGCAACAGGAAGUUCACAUAAGGUAACAGAAAGUUCAAGUGAGGCAAAAGAAAGUUCAACAAAGGCAACAGGAAGUUCACAUAAGGUAACAGAGAGUUCAAGUGAGGCAAAAGAAAGUUCAACAAAGGCAACAGGAAGUUCACAUAAGGUAACAGAAAGUUCAAAUGAGGCAAUAGAAAGUUCAACAAAGGCAACAGGAAGUUCACAUAAGGUAACAGAAAGUUCAAGUGAGGCAAAAGAAAGUUCAACAAAGGCAACAGGAAGUUCACAUAAGGUAACAGAAAGUUCAAAUGAGGCAAUAGAAAGUUCAACAAAGGCAACAGGAAGUUCACAUAAGGUAACAGAGAGUUCAAGUGAGGCAAAAGAAAGUUCAACAAAGGCAACAGGAAGUUCACAUAAGGUAACAGAAAGUUCAAAUGAGGCAAUAGAAAGUUCAACAAAGGCAACAGGAAGUUCACAUAAGGUAACAGAAAGUUCAAGUGAGGCAAAAGAAAGUUCAAAUAAGUCAUCAGAAAGUUCAAAUAAGAAAAUUGAAAGUCCCAAUAAGCCAACAGAAAGUUCAAACGAGGCAAUCCAACAUUAAAUUGAUCCAAGCAUAAGAUGAUACAAGAAGGUUAUAAUCCAAAGAAAAACAAAUUGAUGCACAAAGAAAGUUCAAAUGAGGCAACUGAAAGGUAAUGCAGCUAAUAAAUAAUUCAAAGUUCAAAUGAUCCAAGAGAAAAUUCAAAUGAGCUGACAGAGAGUUCAAAUAAAGCAACUGAGAGUUCAAGUCAGUCUACACAUGGGCUUUCUGGUUAAAGCCCAUGGUCUACAGAGCUUAAAUGAGCCAACAGUAAGUUUAAGUUGUGAACCUGAAGCUUAUAUACUAAAAAGUUAACAGAAGGUUCAAAUAUUAGGUAACAAAAAGUUCUAAUUUGUCAAUGGGAAGUUCAAAUAACAUCAACAGAAAGUUCUUUAAGUUAACAAAAAGUUCAAAGAAGUCAAUAGAAAGUUCAAACAAGCCAACAGAAAUUCAAAUAAGGUUAAUAAAAAGUUCUAAUGAUACAUGGUAUAUUCAAUAUCUAUGUAUACCCAUUUUUCACUGCAAUGGGAACAGAGUUAAAAACAAUUAUAUUAAAAUCAUAACUGUAAAGAAGCAUGUAUUAUUUUACUAUAUUAUUGAUACAUUUCCUCCAAGGAAAUAUACAGACUUGUCACCUAUAUAGUAUAAUAUUAGAUUUAGAUCACU
Molecule: messenger RNA, 5369 nt
Organism: Owenia fusiformis
Lineage: Eukaryota; Metazoa; Annelida; Polychaeta; Sabellida; Oweniidae
Source: the annotation of a GenBank genome assembly